This is a messenger RNA of Folsomia candida, 593 nucleotides long. RefSeq names its product signal recognition particle 9 kDa protein (gene Srp9). Gene Ontology annotation, cellular component: signal recognition particle, endoplasmic reticulum targeting. The coding region runs from base 116 to 355 and encodes 79 amino acids. Gene Ontology annotation, biological process: negative regulation of translational elongation; SRP-dependent cotranslational protein targeting to membrane. Lineage: Eukaryota; Metazoa; Arthropoda; Collembola; Entomobryomorpha; Isotomidae. The transcript is spliced from 3 exons. Gene Ontology annotation, molecular function: 7S RNA binding. The record is from RefSeq and is a predicted model, not a curated record.
AGAAAACUCCGCGCAAGUUGAAAUGCCAGCAACUCGGUGGACUUUUGAGAAAUCACGAAAAAGUGAAAGAACAUCUGCUAAAAAAUAACUUUCUUUAGAAGUCUGGAGACGAAAAAUGUAUCUCAAGUCUUGGGAUGAUUUCGAAAAGGGUGCUGAACGACUGUAUUUACAGGAUCCUCUAAAAUGCAGAUAUAAUAUACUCUAUAUUCAUAAGAAGGGUAUUUUCAAAGUAAAAAUGACAAAUGAUGUUGUGUGCUUACAAUAUAAGUCUGAAAGUAUUCAAGAGUGUAAACGGAUGGAAAAAUUUAUCAGUAACCUACUUAGACACAUGGCUUCAAAUAAGCCGCAAGCUUGAUUGUGCUUGUUCUGUUAUGUUAUCAGAAUUAUAGAAUCGGAACUGUUAAUCUAACUAUAUUUUUAUAAACAGCCUGUGCUGUGUAAGUACGUAUUCUUGUUAUUAUAAGGUUUUUUUGUAAUUAAACGGGUACAAAUGCUAAACGUAGUUCAAGUUGCGUAAUUUCAAUGCCAUAAUACUCAUUCAAAGUAUUAUGCAAAUCAAAUGGAUAAUAUAAGCAGAAAGCAAAGGAAUCUAA